Molecule: messenger RNA, 624 nt
Organism: Metarhizium robertsii ARSEF 23
Lineage: Eukaryota; Fungi; Ascomycota; Sordariomycetes; Hypocreales; Clavicipitaceae
Product: ORF21 protein
Exons: 2
Coding region: 1-624 (207 amino acids)
Source: RefSeq, a predicted model, not a curated record
AUGACCCUCAAGCGCAAGCGUUCCGAGCCCGAGCUCUGCUCGUCACCCUCCUCAUGCUCCUCAAUCUUCAGCUCACCACCUAGCAACUCCGCAAUCGACGUAAACCCACAAACCUUUUACAACAUGCCAGCCGCCCACCUGAACAGUCGAACAAUGAAACGAUUCCGAAAUAACAGGCCGUCAGAGGAGAAAGUCCACCAGCAUACAUUGAAUCUACUAUUCUCAGCGCAGCAGCAACAAUCACAAACUGUCCGAGAAACCAGCUUCCAGCCUCUUCCCCAAACAGGGUCUGCGCUUGAGCCGCGGAAGCAGCAGUCUCUCCAUCGCUUUUGGAGCAUCAAUUCAGCGCCUACGCCCGUCAGUGAAUCGACCGUUGAACAGCCCGCUCUCGCACCGACGAGUUGCGAGGACUGUGGAGCGGGUCUGGGACCCGGCGACAACGCUCAUGACAUGGCUGUGAACGAUUUGACGGCGGAUAAUACGACGUGUGGCGCAUGCGGGAAGCACGUUUGCUUCAGCUGCUCGGUGAGCAACUUGGGCGAGGAGAAGCGGUGCCUAUGUUGCGCAGGGAGGAAAGCAUUUGGCAAUAUUGGGUGGCUCAACAUGGGGCUGUCCCUAUGCUGA